AGUUCAGCUUGUGUCAGUCAGUUUAUAAUAUAUUAUUACAUGACCGUUAUAAAAUAAAAUAAAUGCUAAUAUCGGUGAAUAAAUUAUCAAUGUGGUGAAUCUUAAAUCAAAACCAACAGAGUCCUAUGUGAACUCAAGAAUUAUCUCCAUUCAAAAUCAUUUACAUAUGCUGUGUUGCUGCAGUUCCCAUUGUGCAAGAGCACAAUAGAUAAUACUAUCAAUUUCAUAAACAAUCAAAGAACUUAGGAAAUAAUGGCUACUGCCUAUAGAAGAGAUUAUUAUAGACGUCAACCUACUAGUAAUUUUACAUAUGUGAGCCCCUGUGUGAAAUACCUCAUUUUCAUACUCAACUUUAUAUUCUGGCUAUUUGGAGGUCUGCUGAUUGGUAUCGGUCUCUACGCUUUCGUUGACAAAUGGCAGUUGACAGGCUGGGUAAGACUGGAAAAUGUCUAUGAUGUGAUACUAAAUAUAUCGUUAGUCAUGGUUAUUAUGGGAGGAGUCGUUUUUAUCGUUAGCUUCGCCGGUUGUGUGGGAGCGCUCAGAGAAAAUACAUGCUUGCUCAAAUUUUACUCACUCUGUCUAUUAAUAUUCUUCCUCUUGGAAAUGGGAAUAGCCAUCGUUGGAUUUGUCUUCCCCCAUUCUAUGCAGUCGGUCUUGGAAGAAAAUUUCACCGACAAGAUCAUUCACACCUAUCGAGAUGAUCCAGACCUACAGAAUUUCGUCGAUUUUGCUCAACAAGAGUUCCGAUGUUGUGGACUCAGCUCAGAAGGAUAUAUGGACUGGUCAAAGAAUGAGUACUUUAACUGCAGCUCACCCAGUGUCGAACAUUGUGGUGUGCCAUUUUCUUGCUGCAUAAAUGCGACUGAUCUUAGCUCAAGACUGGUUAAUAUAAUGUGUGGAUAUGGAGUGCAAACCCUGUCGGUUGCUGAAGCUGGAAAGAAGGUCUGGACUUCCGGCUGUAUAGAGAUCGUCAGAUCUUGGGCCGAAAGGAAUUUGUACACGAUCGCCGGAAUCGCUCUAGGUGUAGCCUUAUCACAAUUAUUCGUUAUCUAUCUGGCUAAAACUCUCGAAGGUCAAAUCGAUCUACAAAAAUCCAGUUAUUACAGUGUACAAUAUUUUGAAUUCGAGAGAUUCAACUAGAAAUAAGUUUCAACAUCCAAUAAUAACAUAUAUAUUGUACAGAAUCGAAGAUUUCCUUAUUGCAAAAAAAUAUGAAACUGAAUAAUCUUAACCAACCAAACCUACAAAACAGAAGAACGGAAGAAUGUCAGUUUGGCAAUUACGUCUCUCAUGGCUGUUUUACACGUAUUAAUUUCAGUUUAUGGGGUGAACAAAUAAUGUAUAUUUUGUAUAAUAAAGAAUUUAAAUAUUGACCGAUACACAUGUACAGUUUACACAUAGUCAAUGUACAGUUUGAAAUAAAAAACUAAAUGUAAAAGAUUCCAAAAACCAAAAGUUUGUCAUGGCAUUUGUAUACGGCAAUCGGACUUGUGUAAAGCCGCUUUUAAGAAGGCUAACUUCACUCAAUUCAAAUUUGUGACUUAUGACAUAAUUUUAAAUAUUUGGCUUUUGUUUUGUUUAAUAUGGUUUUAUUUAUUUAAUUUAUUUUAAAAAAUUGUUAUAUUGCUCUUAUCUAUAUUUUAAAGACUUCUAUGUAUUUUAAUAAAUGAAUACAGAAACAAUUGAAAACUUUUUUGGAGUAUAUUUACUUUAUUGCUUAAAUCCCCGGUACAAAGGCAGAACCUAUAUUGGAUACACAGUGGACCCUAAUCGUAGAUUAAAGCAGCAUAAUAAAGGAAAACAAUUCGGAGGAGCCUGGAAAACUAGUAAUAGGGGACCAUGGUCAAUGGUUAUGAUUAUACAUGGAUUUCCAAAUGACAUAUCUGCUCUAAGAUUUGAAUGGGCAUGGCAGCAUCCACAUGUAUCGAGGAGACUGAAACAUGUAGGUAAGAAGAAAAGGAAUGAAAAAACUUUUAACUUCUGCUUACGAGUUCUUUCUGAGAUGUUGAAAAUUGGGCCUUGGUGUAGAUUACCUCUCACAAUUAGAUGGCUUAAUUCUACAUUUGCCACAGACUUUGCUGUACCACCACUUCAUAUGCCAAUUUGUCAUGGAUUAGUAAUUAGUAAGAAGAUCGAAAAAAGUUCAACCACACAAAAUAGCUCCAAUUCAUCUUAUAAAAUCUGUGAUAUUUGUUCUUUGACCAUAACAGGGCAAAUUUUGAAAUGUAUUAACUACAGUUGUGAUCUCAAUAGUCACGUAACUUGCUUAUCAAAGAAAUUUUUGAAGCUGGGUGAAUAUGUUCCAGUUGAAGGAAAGUGUCCAAAAUGUGAGAAGAUAUUUUUGUGGGGUGAUUUAGUGAGAAAGUUUAAGGGAUGUUAUAAUAAUAUGGAUCUGGAAGUUACAGUAGAAGACGCUGCAGAAUUUUAUAUGUCUGAUUCAGACUGAUUCUAUAUUUUUAUUGUCCCUAUGUAUAAGUGUAUAUUUUAUAUUUUUUCACGUGAAGUUUGUCAUGGAGAUAAUUUAAAGAAUUAUUUUACUGUUUUGAACAUUUAUUGUGAUGUGAUUUUAGUAUAAAAAUAAAGAAAACUUAAUUUUAAA
Molecule: messenger RNA, 2599 nt
Organism: Diabrotica balteata
Lineage: Eukaryota; Metazoa; Arthropoda; Insecta; Coleoptera; Chrysomelidae
Source: the annotation of a GenBank genome assembly